This is a messenger RNA of Amphiprion ocellaris (clown anemonefish), 5542 nucleotides long. RefSeq names its product cohesin subunit SA-1 (gene stag3). The record is from RefSeq and is a predicted model, not a curated record. The transcript has 32 exons. NCBI's taxonomy places the organism in Eukaryota, Metazoa, Chordata, Actinopteri, Pomacentridae. Bases 1455 to 5117 code for a protein of 1220 amino acids. Gene Ontology annotation, molecular function: chromatin binding. Gene Ontology annotation, biological process: sister chromatid cohesion. Gene Ontology annotation, cellular component: cohesin complex; chromatin; nucleus.
AAUAUUUAAAGUUGCAAGGUAAAUUUGUAACAUCAGUCUUAUUUCUCAAAUGGACAGUACUUUGGCUCAGUGUCCGUUGUUUAAUGUAAUUUAUAAAUAAUGGUGACUUGACCUGAUUCAAAAACAGAAUACAAGAAUGUUCCAAAGUCAUGUCCAGUAAAUGUGCAUAUUGGUAGAAGUGAUGCUGUGAUUAGGAAGACUGUUGUCUACUAUAGUAGAUACAGUCUAUAUUGCUGCUCUCCUUUAGCACAAAACAGUAUCAGAUCAUUGUCAUCAGACCUACAUUAUACCCAGAUUGGCACAUUGAGCUAUUUGCAGAAAGACUCAUAACAGCAGCACCAUACCACAGUUAUGAACAAAGUAACUAAGCUAGACUUGCCUUUUCAGCAGGGGAUAAAUAAACUUCAAUAUUUAAAGCACAUGCAUCUGUCUCCCCCAAUCAAAACAUAUUAAAGAGGCUACUAUCCCAAACAGCAGAGGACAAACAGACCUCUAUGUUGACUUAGCAGGGAAAACAUUAAAUGAAAAAAUCUGAUCUAUGGGAGAAUUAGCACUUUAAAGUGAUACAGGAUACCUGAGAGCACUGUUGGAUUCUAGAUCAUCAUAAUUUGAACUAUUAUCUGAUGCCUGGAAUGUGUUUUCCUGCACAUAAACUCAUUUGCACCAUAAACCAAUGUAGACAAAGCACAAUGGUGCUUAAAAAAAAUCACCAGAAAUCAGAAAAUGUAAGAGUCUGGUGCUCAAGAAGGAUCCCAGGAUACAACACAUAAUGCAACCCUCCAAUCCCCAAUCUAAACUUAAGGCCAUGACAGGUUUAUAAAUGUUACAGGAUCAGUUUUAAUAGUGUAAAACAAUAUUUAUUCGAGACUUAUAAAAACAAGACAAAUUUUAAGUGAAAACUGGCAAGCUUAUUGGAGUGAAAUCUACUAUUUAUAUACUAAUAUAUAAGCCAAAUGUCCCAUCGAGGCUUUCAUCUUUUGUUACAUUCCUACCAACAUGGGGGCGCAGGUGUGUUAUUUUGGCGGUGCAGACCAGAAGCAGUGUGUUCACCCCGGAUGCUUUGACACUGGUGGUCGGAGGCUUUCAGACACAGAACAAUGGACCGUGCAGAGGAGCAAGGCAGGGGAGACAGGGGUGAGGAGCCAGCGGUGGCGGGGCGGGGAGCAGCUGAGACAACCACCUCAGGCUGCUGUAAACUGGACGGACUGACACGGAGCAGAUAGCCUGGAAUAUUAUUCACAGGUGCAACACAUUGUGGCUCAUAACUUGUGUUGACCAAUCAGCAUCUAGUGAACUUUUAUAAGAGCCAAUCAUCUCCUGGUCUGAGGAAGCGUUGGCCAAUCAGCAGCCAGAAUCAUAACGCGUAGUUGUGCGCCCAUUUAGCUGUCACCGGGUCACGAAAGAGCGGAAAAUUAACAGCAUAUCGAUCAAUAGUUAUAUUAUCAAAUGCGAAAAUGGUAAGAAGAAGCUCACCUUUGGACAGUCCUGAGGAGCUGGAUGACUUCUCAGACUCUGGCAGUGACUAUGAGGCCACGCUGAAAGCCUCAAAGCGACGAAAACGACCAGUACCUGGGCCUUUGCUACCCAAGAGACCCAGGCGUAAUGCUGCACGGAGGGUGACGUCCAGCCCCAGUAACAACCCCAUCCCCACUCCUCCUCCUGACCCCUCCCUGCAGCAGCAGCCGUCCUCCCAGGAGACACCCAGGCAGGUCUCUCUUAGACCUGGGAGAAGCGUGGAUGAGGGGAAGCAGGGUAUCAGUGCAAAGGACAUCUAUGAUGCUAUCUGCUCUGGAAAGAGUGCCAUGGUGACCGUGGUGGACGAGUGGCUGGACAGCUACAAGCAGAGUCGAGAGGCGGGACUGCUGGUGCUCAUCAACUUCAUCGUUCAGUCCUGUGGAUGCAAAGGCGUGGUUACCCAAGAGAUGUUUGGCAGCAUGGAGAAUGCUGAAAUUAUCAGCUCACUGACCAAAGAGUUCGAUGAGGAUUCGGUGAACUACCCUCUAUGCACUCCAGUUCCACAGCUGAAGCAUUUCAAAGCCAGCCUGUGUGAAUUUGCUCGAGUUCUGGUGCGCUCCUGUCAGAAUAGUCUCAUUUAUGAUGAAUAUCUCUUCCCUUCCCUGCUGUCUCUGCUCACCGGCCUGUCAGACUCCCAGGUCCGAGCCUUCAGACACACCAGCACCCUGCUUGCCAUGAAGCUGAUGACGGGGUUUGUGGACAUCGUCGUGGUAGUGUCUGUUCAGCUGCAGACCACCCAGCGCCGAUACGACGUGGAGAACAGCAAGAGGGAGCAUGACAGAGCCUCUGACAGACUGGAGGAGCUGCAGGCCACCGUCAGUGAGUGUAUCGAGAACAAAGAGGAGCUGUCCUCCAUGAUGAAUAGCAUCUUCCGUGGUGUGUUUGUGCAUCGAUACCGCGACCGUCUGCCUGAGAUCCGGGCAGUGUGUAUUGAGGAGUUGGGCAUUUGGCUGAAAACGGACCCUGAGGACUUCCUAAAUGAUGGGUGUCUUAAGUAUCUGGGAUGGAACCUGCAUGACAAACAAGGUCCAGUACGUCUGCAGUGUGUACGUACCCUGCAGGGUCUGUACCAGGAGAAGGAAUUCAUUGGCCGCCUGGAGCUUUUCACCAGCAGAUUUAAAGAAAGGAUUCUCAGCAUGGUGCUGGACAAGGACCCAGACGUGGCAGUGGAAGUGGUCAAUCUGUGUCUGCUGAUGCAACAGAAGACAGAGGAAGGCCUGGCUGAGGACGAGUGCGGCCACAUCUAUCCUUUGGUUUAUGCUUCACAUCGAGCUCUGGCGUCUGCAGCCGGCGUCUUCCUCUACAACAAGCUGAAAAGUGUGAUUGGCAGUGACAACCAGGAGGAUAAUAAAAGCAACAAUGCAGCCUUUUUGCAAGUCGUCAUCUCCUUCUAUAUCCAGAGUGAGUUCCAUGAGCAUGGAGCGUACCUGGUGGACAGUCUGUGGGGUGUGGCAGGAUCUGAGCUGAGAGACUGGGAGACUAUGACAGCUUUCCUGCUACAGGACGCUGGGCUGAUGUACGAGGAGGAGGGGCCGCUCAUAGAGCUGAUGAUGUGUGCCAUCAAACAGGCUGCACAGGCAACCCCACCUGUUGGGAGAACUCAGGGCAAAAAGAUCCUGAGCAUGAAGGAUAAGAAGAUCCAGGAACAAGACAGGAGACGCAUCACCGCGCACUUCAUCCCCUUACUGCCGCAGCUGCUGGCCAAGUACUCAGCAGAUGCAGGGAAGGUGAGCCUCCUUCUCAAAGCUCCCCUCUAUUUCGAGCUGGAGAUGUACAGCAGCGCUCAGUGGCUGGAAAAGCAUCUGGACCUGCUGCUGUCCCAGAUAUGUGGCAUUGUGGAGAAGCACACAGAGCUCACUGUGUUGGAGGCUUGUGCCCACCUGGUGACCACUCUCUGCUCCGAGUCUUACACCUUCUCCUCACGUGCACACGUGGCAUUCAGCCAGCUGCUCGAUGGCCUGACGGAGUGUUUCAGCAGCUACUUAAGUGACCUGCUGCAGGGUACCGCUGAUGAUGAUGACACAUACAGCGCAGCCACUGCCUUGAAAAGGAUUGCUGCCUUGAGCAGUGCAAAGGACCCGACUGGCCGGAAGCUGUUUGACUCCUGUCUUGAGUUGUUGGAGAGCGGGAUUAAGUCCAUAGCUCCUGAGAAAGAGCUCUUGGUCUCAGCUCUGAAGUGUGCAGGCCUUCACCUGAUGUGGGCCAAAGUAAACGCGGUCAACUCUAAGCCAGCUAAGUUGGAACUGAUGCGUCUGAACAAGGAAGUGCGUUCGUUCUGCCAAGUCUGUCAGACAUGUUUGUCUGUGAACCAAACUGAGAUCAGAGAUCAGGCAUUUGAGGUGUUGUGUGACUUGCUGCUGCUGUACAGUGAGAGUUCAGUCCGCUCUAAACCUGCCCUCCAAGCACUGGUCCACCUGCCAUCUGAUUCUCUGCGCUCUGAGCUGGCCGCUUUCCUUCUGGACUACAUCUUCAUCGACGCUGAAGAUACCGAGCUCGAGGCCAAGAAAAAAGAGGAGACAGAGAUAAGUCUUCUCCAGAGGAAGCGCAACCAGCUGGCUGGCUACUGUAAACUGAUCAUCUACGGGGUGCUGGACCUCACUGCUGCCACCGAUGUCUUCAAGCACUACAGCAAGUACUUUAAAGACUUUGGGGACAUCAUUAAAGAGACUGUGAGCAAGAGCAAGCUCAUCGACCCCAUACUGAGCGCCGAGACUGUCUGUCUGUGUCUGCAGCAGCUGUUUUCAGAGAUGCUUACAGACAACCGCAGCAGGGAGGACCUCCCUGAGAUUAGAGACUUGGCCAAGAGGCUUGCCAUGAGCUUUGGCAUCAAUCUGCAUCGUGUCCGCAAACCACUGUUGGCCCUACACAUGAAUGGUAUAUGUUUUGCAUUUCGGGACUCGCCAGAGGGAGAGGAGCAGCAUCUAAAUGUGGACUUCUUGGAGAUCCUCAGCGAGUUCAGUUUCAAGUUGCUGCAACAGGACCGCACCCAACUAGCUGAUUUUCUGAAGUCCCGGUGUCCCAGUGCUGCCCUCUCCUGGCCCUCAGUCAGACUGUAUCAGCAUUCUUUGGUGGCUCGCUCCACCUCCAAACCCAGAGAGCAGGAGGAGGGAGGUGAUGUCGUGUCCUCAUACCGUUCUCCUGUAGCCAAACGCAAGAGGACCGCUGCUACAGGUUCAGUGUCCAGCACUGCCAAAGGAUCCUGGUUGACCAGCAUCAGUAUCCACAGCAACCUGCCCAGUCCGGCCUUCACCUCCACUGUCCAGAAACAGCCAACCAAGCAGCCGGUCUCCAGGAAACCCAGAGCCACGGAGUCUGAUGUCGGUACUGGCAUAAGUGAGCUGGAGUCAGAGGAUGAGUUCUCCUCAGUUUCACGGAUGCGAAAGGUGAAACCCACCAAGCGACGCAUGUCUACAUUCACUAAACCAACUUUAGACCAGCAAGACCUGAACUCCCACCUCAACUUGCUUUCUCUGAUAGAGGACGGCAAUGGAGAGAGAGAGGAGGCUGAGAUUGAAGAUUACGAAAGUGACUCUGACCCUGCAUAUACACUGCCUUCCACACGUCACACCUCAGCCAGCUUCCUCGAUGAGCUCUUUGACUGAGGUCAGCUCUGCAUCAUUUCUUCAACGUUUCGACAUUUCCGGGGGUUUCAGUAUUCAAGUGUGAUAAGUAUUAGAGUUGGUUGUUCCUCUGAAUGACCUUCUACUGAGUUCACUUAUGAGGUCUGUUUCAGUUUGUUACUUUGUUGGACGAUUAUGAAGUCUGGAGACAAAAGCCAUUCUAACACAACAUCAGGGAAGUUCAUGUUUUGUUAAUUUUUAAAUUGCCAGAUGUUCAAAAUAAAUGUUAAAGUUUAGAUAGAUCCCUGUAGGCUAAUAGCAAGCUGAAAGUCUCCUGUGUUCCACAUUUUGGAUUUCAUUCUUUGCACUAUUGUUAACAGCCCCUUUUGAUUUUGAUGAACACUUGUUAAUUGAAUGUUUAUUAAAGGAUGUUUAAUUGGACAAAAAAUACAAAGUGUUUUUAAUUA